Molecule: messenger RNA, 5130 nt
Organism: Dermacentor andersoni
Lineage: Eukaryota; Metazoa; Arthropoda; Arachnida; Ixodida; Ixodidae
Gene: Rlip
Product: Ral interacting protein
Biological process (GO): small GTPase-mediated signal transduction
Molecular function (GO): small GTPase binding; GTPase activator activity
Source: RefSeq, a predicted model, not a curated record
CUCGGAUUGUGCGGUCUCGCGUUCGACGGCAGAGACAUCGGCGCGCCCGAGCUAAACUAAAGAUGUUCGUCGAGUUCGGCUCUAUUUUCUGUUUAAAAUUUACCUAAGCACUCGGCGGCGCGUCGUCACGCCAAACGACCCUGCGAGUGAGCGAAGCCCACAGCGUUCAGAGGUUGCGACUCUCGCACCGGUUCUGCUAGCCGGCUGUGGGAAUGGAUUUUGAAAGCCCUGACGUCGAGAAAGACUUUCCAGGGCUUUACGCGUCCGAGGCGGUUGGGAAAGGACAGGAGCGAGAUGUCACCUAUAGUGAUGAUGAAAAGGUCUCGAAGAAGGAACUCCUGAUUGGCAAGCUCAAGGAUAAAAAGGACAAGAAGGACAAGGGAUAUGUUGCAUUUGAAGGGGAAAGCUCAGAAGGAGAAAUGGAUGAGUCACGCGGCAAGAACAAAAAGAGUAAGGCUCCGUUCAAGUUUCCUGGAAAGGAAAAGAAGGAAAAAUCUCAAAAAAACAAGGAAAGCAUCAAGCUGAAAGACUCCAAAGACGCCAAGAAAGAUGCAGAGAAAGACAACAAGGAUUCAAAAAAGAAAAAGGAGAGCAAGGUGAAACUUGUCAAGAAAAAAAAGAAGGCAGAAAAGGCUGAGGAUCCUAUUUUUGGCGUUCCCUUACUGACUGCGCUUGAAAAGAACCCAUCUGAUGAUGGCAUUGAGUUGCCUGCUAUUGUGCGGGAGUGCCUUGACUACAUUGAAGAACAUGGUCUGACCUGUGAGGGCAUCUACAGAAUGUCUGGUGUGAAGUCAACCGUACAGCAGCUUCGGGCAGCCUACAACCGGCACGAGCAGGUCUGCCUGAGUGAGCAUGGGCCUCAAGUGGUGGCCAGCCUGCUGAAGCAGUUCCUCCGUGAGCUGCCAGACCCUGUGCUCACCAGCGAGCUGGGCCCAAAGUUUGAGGAAGCUGCUGCCAUCAAAGAUGAGACAAGACGAGUGGAAACCAUCCAGAAGUUGAUUGAGCAGCUGCCCACACCUAACCGGCUCCUGCUGUCGUGGGUGUUUGUACAUAUGACCAACGUUAUCCGCAUGGAGAAGCACAACAAGAUGAACCUGCAGAAUGUCUCUGUUGUGCUGAGCCCGAGCAUGCAGAUCAGCCACAGGGUUCUCCACGCUUUGUUCUCACAUGCACCAAUUUUCUUCAAGGAUGUGAAAAUCGUCAAAUAUGUGAAGAAGAUCCAACCCGACUCGUCUCGUCAAUCCUUGGACCUGCCUGAGACACCAGCAGCCAUAGAGGAGGAGCUGAGCCAGCAGGAGCAAGUGCUGAGUGAAAUCCAUGCCGAGCUCAACGCGGGCCUCCGGGAUCCACAGAAAGAAGAGCAGCUCUGGGAGGUGCAGCGCGUCGUGACACAGCUCAAGCGUAAGUUGCGUGUCUUGCGACAAGUGAAGAAGGUUCCCGUGGAGCCCACGCGAACAGACUCUAUUGAAAAGAUUGACACACGGCUUCGACUACCAGCGGCUGCGGAACCACCAGCUCUGCCGCAGCCGCCACCCGAAACUGUGGUGACACCGGUCGUCGCUCCUCCUCCUCCUGCCGAGCCAGCCCCUGCCAAGGAUUCCUCAAGCGAACAGCCAAAAGCCACAACGGCCAAGUCUGCCCUCAUUAGCCAAGUCCAAACUGAAGUGCCAGCAGCUUCCGAAAUGGAGAGAGUUGUGCCAUCGAUUCCACAUCAGCCCAUCCCAAAGGUGGCACCAAUCGUAUCGGCAGCUCCUUUGCAAGAGGCAGUCGUAGUUCAUCAGGAUGAUGUCGUCGGCAGUGGAGAGAUGCAUGCCACUGGUGAUCUCAAGGAAGAGGGAUUUGAGAAACCUGCGACUGAAGAGGCCGCAUUAGAAGCUUCGGCAGAGUUGCUGGCGGCUCUGCGCCCCAAGCUUCCCGAGGAAGAGACUGAUCCUGAGAUGCAGCAGCUGCGGCGUGAGGAGCUGGAGCUGCUGGUGCAGCAGGAGGAGCUGCUCUCACUGGGUGACGAGCUGCGCCGCAAGAUUGCUGCGGAGCGCACUGAGGCUGAGCGUCUGCGCAGUGAGAUCGACGAGUAUGAGAAGCUGGCCAAGUACAAGCAGUACUCUGUUGAGUCGGCAGAUGGCAGCAGCUCUGGAACCGAAGGAAGUGAGAGUGAUGGUGAAGAAGAACUUAAACAAGAACUUGCUCAGCUUAUGGAAGAAAACAAGCAUCUCUCGGAACACGCAAUGGACCUGAGCCAGAAGAUCUUGAAAGAACGGGAGGCUUGUGUUGAGAUCAAGGUCAAGAUGCGCUUGCUCCAAAACGAAGCCAAGAUGCUGAAAGUCUAACCAGGCUGAUCAAUCUCUCUUCAUAGGGUGACACACUGAACACGGAACAGCCAUGCUGAUUCUUGCUGUCAGAAGCAUUCGUACUACUGCCAAACGUCUCGCAAAAAUUCAUUCCACUAAUUUCUCACACCUUGAAUUCUCUCUCUCAUUUUCAUGCUUAAUUUGCUGCCUGUUUUGCUGUCCCCUCUGUGUACUGUGUCAUUUAUUCUUGGCUUGGAUGCAUAGUCAGCGCUCAUGCAAAAAUGAAUGAGAAAAGCGUUUUUGUUGAUGCCUGUAAAUUUUAGUGCUACUGUAUUAACACAAUACCAUGAAGCUGCAGACUGCAGCACUGGCAGUAACGUCUUGCUAUGCUGUGCUCAACCAUACCGCAGGUAUUCUGUGUCUGUGUGCUCUUAUCUGCUGUCAUAAAUGCUUUGGCAGUGACGAAAACCUGCCAAUGCUUUACCUAUCCCCACCAGGAUAAGAAUGAAAGAUAAGAACUAUGUUCUGGCUUGAACACAGGGUCACCAGACGUUGCCACUAGCACUGCUUUUCGCACUCCUGGUAUUUAGCUAAAAUGGGAACGCUAAAAUGUAUAUUGUACUGGCUAAAGUUGUUCAGUGACUUUUAUAUAGAAACAGCAUUGCUGCAAAGAGAAAAAAGCCAAUUAACGUCUGUGAUGCUGCAAGCUGUGUGUAUCAAGAUGUAUUGGUAGAUUCCUGUAGUUCUUGUGUGCCUUGCAUUCUCAUUUGCAUACAAAGUAGUUGACAUUCUGGCUCUGCAUGGCAAGCAUGCUUGUGAUCUCAAGCUAGUAAAUUUGGCCUAAUGUUUUUAUACAUUUUGAACAUAUGCUUUGUUCGGUAUCGCCCCAACUAAGGAACACUGUCUUGAUAGAAACAGAAACGGGACAAAUACUGUUCAUUGCAAGUCCUCACUAUUAGGUGGCUCAUUGCUUUAAGCAUGUAUCAAACGUCAAACCAAGUGAUAGCCUGGGCUUCGCUAGUGAAAAUGACUGCACUUUUUGUGCUGCACGUUAGGGCAACAUAAUUUCUCAUGAGACAUUUCUUUGUGAUGUAACACUUGCUUCUCAAGCGAAUAGGAGAUGCCAAUAAUAGCAUGAGACUUGCAGUGCUUUUUCAUUUUCACAUUCUGCAAGGAGUUUCUUGCCAAUAGAUUGGACCCAAAGCAUGUGCGAGGACUAGUCUAGCACAGAUGCCAGCAAUGCCAUGUUGGUCACUUGGUCAUUAACAGCACCUGCUAGCAGCAAACAUAACUAGCACUCACUUAGCUAACUGCAAUUGAAGCAUUGUAUGCAUAUAAUUCGGACUUACUGUCAGCAGAUGCUGGCUUGCUGUGCUGUUGGUAUGAGGCAAUACAGUUGAAUGCCUUUACAACGAAGUGCUUGGAGCCUCCAAAGUCAUUUGUUAUACAGGUCACUUGUAGUAAAGGUAGCGCAUCACACAGCUCACAAUAGAACUGGGGCAGAAUUAUUCCUUUGUUAUACAGGUCAUUUUGUUGUAGAGGCAUUCAUUGUAAAGGUGCUUGACUGUAUAUAGCACAUGUUUCAGCAAGACCGUUUCCACUUAUCAAAGAUAGGGAAUUGGAGACAAAAUUAUAAUUUAGACAUCAUAGUUUGUGAUAAUCCGAAUGAUGUAUUAACUAAUCGAUGUUUUAAAUAUUUUAGAGCACUGGUUUGAAUUGCAAUAUUGGAGCCAGCAAGGCAUAUCUGCUUGGUAGGAAUUUAGAGAACUGCGAACUAUUUAGGUUUGUGUUAAUUUUGAAGACCUGCCACAAGAUGCACGUCCUGCACAUUUAUGUAUGUCUGCAGUGCUUAAGGAAUGCUUUCUGGGAAAAUGAUGAGUAGCAUUCCACUGCAAAUGACUGAGGUCUGGAAAUGAUGGAGUGACGGAGCUCUGGGAACUGUCGCUAAAGUUUUAAUUUCUUCUUGGAAGACAUAACACCAGCAGUGGCAGCCUUGAAUUCCACAGUUACAAUAUGUGCACUGAAGUUAGUUAUUCAGAAUGUCAACUAGCCAAGAUUCUUUACAGAACCCAUAGGUGUUUUUUGUGCAUAUUCUGAUCUCCACUAUUGCUGUGAAUCUCGGCCAGCGAAAGUUGUCGUUUCGUCACAAAUACAAUUUUUUUUUACGAUUAUGGGAACCUGAUGUCACUGAAACGCACCGUAUGCUUCAUAGUGCUGGCAUCUGCUCAAGCGAGUUCUUGACUUCAAACCUCAUGGCUACAGUAUACCAGAUCUCGGCACCUUCCAAAAUGGAGGAGCAUUAGGAAAAAGCAACGUCUCAUUGCAGUGUAGUUGGCAUGCGGAAAUUUCAAGGGGUGCAUGCCCCAUUGUUCAGACUGCUGUUGUGACUAGUAAAUGUUUAUUAAGGCUUCCAUGCCUUGUAUGAUGUAGUCAUUGGUUACCCUCAGUUGUCGUUACAUGCAGCUUGAAAUAUGAGUAAAUGCUGGUCUCAAAGGUAAACUGUGCUUCACAAAUGCCAAUUUAUGUUGCGUGCACCAACUUGCUCUAUUUCACUCAUCUCUGGCCAUGUACAAGGAAGGCUCCAGUAAUCCUGGAAGCCUGUUGUGACUGCAUUUAUUUAUUUAUUACUUUUGAAGGAGUUACGGUAGUGUGGUGAGACGAUAGCAGUUGGGUCUUACUCACUUUUCUGCUUGUGGCUUCAAAAAGGCUUUCAACUUAGCUUGUUUCAUGUUUUUAGGCCACUGUGUGCAAGUUGGUAGCAAGACUUCUUCCAAGCAUGGUUUGUUGAGUGUGGAUAUAGUUUAUGAUGGACAGGAUGUUAAUAAAUCUCUGUUUGUAAAUA